Messenger RNA from Clunio marinus, 189 nucleotides. The record is from the annotation of a GenBank genome assembly. NCBI's taxonomy places the organism in Eukaryota, Metazoa, Arthropoda, Insecta, Diptera, Chironomidae.
AUGUUUUCUUGCAACAAAAGCGGUUGCUUGUCUGAAAGAAUAAGCGUACACAAGAAAGUUGUUUAUUACACUAUAUCGCUAUGUGGUAGAUAUCUGAUUUUGAAGAAUCAUCACCCACGAAUAAUAAGUAUUAUAAAAGAAGAAUCUGAAAUUCAUCAGGCAGAAGAAAUUAAUUCAAGUGCAAUCUAA